AUGUUGUUGUCUGCUAAAAUAAUAAUCAGAGAUCCUUGCAAAAAGAACUACCAGGGAGAGGGGAAAACUAAGGAUUCGAGCUUUUUGAAAUUAAUUUUACACUUUGAGGCAUUUACAACUGCGGACCGUUUUAUUAUAUACCGAGAAACUGUCACUUCCUAUGAAGACCUUGGCCUGUUUGCAUUUGGAUCAACUGGAAAGGUCCUUGUUGCAACUACAAUAAUUAUCCAGAAUAUUGGAGCUAUGUCAUCUUAUCUUUUAAUUGUUAAAUCUGAACUUCCUGGUGCUGUUGCGGGGUUCUUAAGUGGAGACGAGAGUGGGUCUUGGUACCUUGAUGGGAGACUGCUGCUACUGAUUACUUCAGUCUGCAUUGUUUUUCCUCUCGCGCUUCUUCCUAAAAUUGGCUUUCUUGGCUACACAAGUAGUUUAUCAUUUUUCUUUAUGGUGUACUUUGCUCUUGUGAUUAUGAUAAAAAAAUGGUCGAUCCCUUGUCCUCUACCUCCAAGUAGUGCCAUAGAGACUUUACAGGUUUCAAAUUCUACUGGGGAUUGUAAAGCAAAGCUCUUUCAUCUUUCAAAAGAGGAGAGAAAAGUAGCAAAUAUGGUUCCAUCAUCAAUGUCAGUACAUUGUCCUGACCUGAACAAUCUGGAGAAAAAAGGUCAUUUGCUCAGUCCAUCCAAAAGUAGAAUGCAGAAUGUAACUGUGACAGGAAUUGGUCUGAGUUUCGUAAUUUACUUUAUGUCUGCUCUGUUUGGGUACCUGACAUUUUAUGACAAAGUGGACUCUGAAUUGCUACAGGGUUACAGCAGGUACCUGCCACAUGAUAUUGUCAUCAUGACUGUUAAAGUAGCCAUACUGUUUGCUGUGCUUUUGACAGUCCCUCUAAUCCAUUUCCCAGCGAGGAAAGCUGUAUUGAUGGUAUUUUUCUCUCAUCUUCCUGUGUCGUGGAUUUGCCAUAUCCUUGUCACUUUAACACUGAAUACAAUUGUUGUUUUGUUUGCAAUGUACGUGCCAGACAUUAAAAAUGUAUUUGGAGUAGUUGGUUCAACCACAUCAACAUGUUUGCUUUUUGUAUAUCCUGGACUCUUUUAUCUUAAACUUAGCAGAGAGGACUUUUUAUCACCACAGAAACUUGGGGCAUGUGCAUUGGUUAUUUUUGGCAUUUGUGUUGGCCUUCUCAGCUUAGUUCUAAUAAUUUUGAAUUGGAUUGAUCAAUAGCAGCCUAUUGUCAGUGUCUGAACUGAGCUUCAGAAGGACAGCAAGAACCAGAGACGCGUCAAAACUACUGAAAUGAACGCUGGACAUCCUAAAGAAGGCACUGACGGAAGCUGUCUACGGAAGAAAUAAUGCUCUUUUUCACUGCGU
This is a messenger RNA of Pygoscelis adeliae (Adelie penguin), 1365 nucleotides long. RefSeq names its product probable sodium-coupled neutral amino acid transporter 6. The coding region runs from base 1 to 1218 and encodes 405 amino acids. Gene Ontology annotation, biological process: L-glutamine transport; amino acid transmembrane transport. Gene Ontology annotation, molecular function: L-glutamine transmembrane transporter activity. NCBI's taxonomy places the organism in Eukaryota, Metazoa, Chordata, Aves, Sphenisciformes, Spheniscidae. The transcript has 15 exons. The record is from RefSeq and is a predicted model, not a curated record.